AUGCAGGCGGGAGUCGAAUCGACGGCGGAAGAUGAGGAGAACUUGGAGCUUGGAAUCGCGACCGUUAUUCCUCGCGGGCUCCCGUCGCGCGGGCGUGGAGCGCAGUCGGGUCGACGGCGAGCAGUGCGGUUCGAUCCCGCAUCAGGCGGACUGGAGAUGAAUGGUGGGGAGGCAUCCGGAGGUGAUAACAGCGAAGGUGACAGAAGGGAAGGGCUUUCAGACGACGACACUGGCGCGGGAAGAGAAGGUGGAUGGAAACAGAAAGAACGGAGAAGUUCGCCUCCUCGUUCCGCUGUACAUUCCGCCAGCGCACAGGGGCGGAACGAAAAAGGGGAGGGGAGCAGAAGAGAGAAGGGCGGAGGGGGAUUGGGGAUGAUUGGACAGAGAGGGGGGGAAGGGGCAGAGAGAGGAGGAGGGCUGUGGCAGCAGGAGGGUGCAGCAGCACAGCGCGCGAUUCUAAGGCCUCGGAAGCCAUCCGAGGACGAAGCAGGCGACUCAAGCAUCACUUUUCAGGAAGGUGCAGAGCAGGAGAGCGACGAGGAGGAGGAGAAGGAGGUGUUCAAGAUGGCACGGGUGGAGGCGGUGCGACUGCUCAGCUUCAAGCAGUGGUCGGAGGUGCAGCUACGGCAGAAACUGACAGCCAACUUGACCCAGCCAGAGCGGGCCCGGGGAUUGGCCAGGAGAGCAGGAACAAGGCAGCCACGUGGCAGCAUGGCACUGGAGGAGGCUGAUGCUGCGGUUAGUUCUGCCAUAAACUACAUGAAGAAGCUCGGCUUCGUGAAUGACAAGGAGUACGCGGAGGCUUUCGCCCGAGGGAGAUUCAAGCAGCUGGCAUGGGGUCCAGCUCGCCUCAGAAUGAUCAGAAGCUUUGCCACUAUGGCCACCGCCGAUCUUACCGUGGAGAAGACGGCCUCCGGCCGCGAGUACAAGGUCAGGGACAUGUCCCUGGCCGAUUUCGGCCGCAUGGAGCUCGAUCUCGCCGAGGUCGAGAUGCCUGGCCUCGUCGCCUGCCGCGAUGAGUUUGGCCCUGCCCAGCCAUUCAAGGGAGCCAAGAUCAGUGGAUCCCUUCACAUGACUGUUCAGACUGCUGUCCUCAUUGAGACCCUCACGGCGCUCGGCGCGGAGGUGAGAUGGUGCUCGUGCAACAUCUUCUCCACCCAGGACCACGCCGCUGCCGUCAUUGCCCGUGACUCAGCUGCCGUGUUCGCCUGGAAGGGCGAGACCCUGCUGGAGUACUGGUGGUGCACUGAGCGCUGCCUCGACUGGGGCGUCGGCAGCGGCCCCGAUCUGAUUGUUGACGACGGUGGCGACGCCACUCUCCUGAUCCACGAGGGUGUGAAGGCCGAGAUCGAGUUCGAGAAGUCUGGCGCUGUCCCCGACCCCGAGUCGACGACGAACCCCGAGUUCCAGAUCGUGCUGACCAUCAUCCGCGACUCGCUCAAGGAGUCGCCGACCAAGUACCGCGAUAUGGCGAAGCACAUCAUGGGUGUGUCGGAGGAGACCACCACCGGCGUCAAGAGGCUGUACCAGAUGCAGAUCAACGGCUCGCUGCUCUUCCCCGCCAUCAACGUCAACGACUCCGUCACCAAGAGCAAGUUUGACAACCUCUACGGUUGCCGUCACUCCCUGCCCGACGGUCUCAUGAGGGCCACUGACGUCAUGAUCGCCGGCAAGACCGCUCUCGUGUGCGGAUACGGUGACGUCGGCAAGGGCUGCGCCGCUGCUCUCAAGGCCGCUGGUGCCCGCGUUACAGUCACGGAGGUCGACCCUAUCUGCGCUCUCCAGGCGGCUAUGGAGGGUUUUGCCGUGAACACUCUGGAGAAUGUGGUUGCCGACACUGACAUCUUCGUUACCACCACUGGUAACAAGGACAUUAUCAUGGUCGCUGACAUGGUGAAGAUGAAGAACAACGCCAUUGUGUGCAACAUCGGUCACUUUGACAACGAGAUUGACAUGGCCGGCCUGGAGAGCUACCCUGGCGCCAAGAAGGUGACUGUGAAGCCCCAGACGGACCGCUGGGUGUUCCCUGAGACCAACCGCGGCAUCAUCAUUCUGGCUGAGGGUCGCCUGAUGAACCUGGGAUGCGCCACUGGCCACCCCAGCUUCGUGAUGUCGUGCUCGUUCACGAACCAGGUGAUUGCUCAGAUUGAGUUGUGGAAGGAGAAGGACUCGGGCAAGUACAAGAAGGAGGUGUACGUGCUGCCCAAGCACCUGGAUGAGAAGGUCGCUGCCCUGCACUUGCCCAAGCUCGGGGCUGUGCUCACCAAGCUGAGCCCUGCCCAGGCCGAGUACAUCAAUGUGCCUGUGGAGGGCCCUUACAAGCCUGCCCACUACAGGUACUAG
Closterium sp. NIES-65 is the source of this 2343-nucleotide messenger RNA. Lineage: Eukaryota; Viridiplantae; Streptophyta; Zygnematophyceae; Desmidiales; Closteriaceae. The record is from the annotation of a GenBank genome assembly.